AUGAGUAAACGAAACAGACAAGAUUUCGAAUAUAUUAAAUUAAUUACCAAUUCGGAGGAAAUAUUCACGGAAGAGAAAGCAAAAGCUAUGAAACUGCACCACCAACAACACGAAGAUAAUGACAUAUUUUCCGAUGAUAUUUGCUUUGAAAUAAUUUCCAUGCUUGAUGAUUCGUGGUUUAUUCUAAAUAAUUGCACUUUAAUUUCAAAACAAUUCUGUCAGGUGAUCAAGGAACGCUCUAAACUAGUUAUUCAAUUUAAAAAACCAUUGACAGAGAGACGAGUUGAAUUAUUAAGGAAAAGUCAAUUUAUGAAUUGUAUUGUUAAUGUUAAAUUUAAUGAAAUGUUGUUGGAAUUGAGAGAAAAUAUCAAAUUUAUAAGUGAAAUGAAACAAUUAACAUCACUUGAUGUUUCUGACAAUGAAAUUGGAAAUGUAGGAGCUAAACAUAUAAGUGAAAUGAAACAAUUAACAUCACUUAAUAUAUGUAAUAAUCGAAUUGGUGAUGAAGGAGCUAAAUUCAUAAGCGAAAUGCAACAAUUAACAUUACUUGAUAUUUCUGAUAAUCAUAUUGGUGAUAAGGGAGUUAAAUUUAUAAGUGAAAUGAAACAAUUGACAUCAUUCAAUAUUUCUGAUGAUCUAAUUGGUAAUGUAGGAGCCAAAUCUAUAAGUGAAAUGCAACAAUUAACAUCACUUGAUGUUUCUGAUAAUCAUAUUGGUGAUAGUGGAGUAAAAUUCAUCAGUGAAAUGAAACAAUUAACAUCACUCAAUAUUGCUAUCAAUCGAGUUGGUGAUGAAGGAGCCAAACUCAUAAGUGAAAUGAAACAAUUAAGAUCACUUAAUAUUUCUGACAAUGAACUUGGUGAUGAAGGAGUCAAAUUCAUAAGUGAAAUGAAACAAUUAAGAUCAAAUUGUUUGGGUAUUGUACAGCAGAAUUGA
Messenger RNA from Naegleria gruberi, 936 nucleotides. RefSeq lists its product as uncharacterized. NCBI's taxonomy places the organism in Eukaryota, Heterolobosea, Eutetramitea, Acrasida, Naegleriidae. Gene Ontology annotation, biological process: activation of GTPase activity; nucleocytoplasmic transport. The record is from RefSeq and is a predicted model, not a curated record. Gene Ontology annotation, molecular function: GTPase activator activity; small GTPase binding. The transcript has a single exon. Gene Ontology annotation, cellular component: cytosol; nucleus; perinuclear region of cytoplasm. The coding region runs from base 1 to 936 and encodes 311 amino acids.